Messenger RNA from Paramacrobiotus metropolitanus, 1888 nucleotides. RefSeq lists its product as uncharacterized. The record is from RefSeq and is a predicted model, not a curated record. The transcript is spliced from 7 exons. Bases 101 to 985 code for a protein of 294 amino acids. NCBI's taxonomy places the organism in Eukaryota, Metazoa, Tardigrada, Eutardigrada, Parachela, Macrobiotidae.
UACAAUAAUCCAUUUCCGUCCAAGGAUUAUCCCAGCGAGCCAGUAUGGAAGCAAGUAUGGUUAUACCCAAGACGCUUCCUAUCCCGGUCCUUCACCACCGAUGAGCUAUCCUGCUUUUCCGCCGUACAACGCACCUCCCUAUAACCAACCUUCAUACAACAACUAUUCCAAACCAGCCUCGCCGGUUUACAAUCAGCCACCGGUCAAUCAUGGGCCACAACCGUAUGCACCGCCAAAUUACGCAGUCCCUUAUCCGGCGUCCGUUGGUCUGGACACUUCUCCGUACGGUACAAACAGGCCUUAUGAUCAGUGCGGAUUUCCCAAUGCAGUUCGCGGACUGCGAGUUGAUCCCUUCAAGAUCGCGGGAAUUUGGUACGGGUAUAACUCUUGGUUUAUAAACGCUACCCAGGAUGUGCCACAAUCGAAGGAUCAUCUGAACGUCAUUAAUUACUACACAAAUCUGGCUACAUGUCACUUCCCUACAACAGAUAUCCCCUGUGUGGUCAUGACUCAGGAGCAGACGUACACCGAUAGAAUCAGUGGAACAUGCCAAGGAUUCCACGAAGUAUCCCACUUCACCGAGGACGGACGACAGACUGGUCCGUAUUUCGAUAGGCGCGCAGCCGGCCUUGCAAUUCCUGCCGGUUUGGAUAAUUCCAUCGUACUGGCUAUGGAUUACGAAUCCUACGCUGUCUACCAUUCCUGCAGCAAAUACAGUUCCCGUUCCAGACUGUGCGCUGACCCCUACUUGUACACCUACACCCGCCGUAAACCCAAUCAGAUCAGCGCCGAAGAAAAGCGGAGAAUCGACGAAGCCGUUAGUAAUGCGGUCAAGCCGUUCUGCUUCGAUCCCCGACAGUUCAUUUACUAUGGACCAUGGAAUGACACCUUGGCGGCGUGCCCACGAACGCCGGGAUCCGACUGCUACCAAACUAUGAAAGCGGCGUACGCAUCCACAAUUGAGAUUAGCACACUGAAUACUUAGCCGAUAAUUUUAAUUUUUUUUUCAAGUUUUGGGAAAUACGAGUACGUACGGGAAACGCGAUUCUCACUAUGUUUACGCACGGGCAAUGAAAAAUUUUAUUGUGAGCUGUUAAAGUCAUGUCGACGUAUUUUGCCGCAGAUACAUAUUAAUUCGUAUCGUUCUAGAAACACCGCUAACAUAGUGGAACCUGGGAGUCAUUAAACUUUUACUUGGAGAAUCGCUAAUUCCCAGUGAUCUGUUAAUUUCAGGUAUUGGCGCCAGGAAGUGUGUGUGCUCAAAACGAUGCCCAAAAUUAUGGAAAACCGCCAUAUUAUUCACCUGCACCGGCAACAGAUUAUCAAGCCAAACCAUACGGAGGCUAUUCAGCCCAGCCACCAGUGAAUAACUACAACGGAGUUUAUCCGGGCGAAGGCCGUCCUGAUUAUUCCCAACAGGCUUCCUAUCCCGCCGCCCCAGCCUACGGUCUAGCACAGUAUGCUGCCCCCCAACAACCUACGCAGCCGUACUAUGCACCGCCUUACAACCAACCUUUCUACAGCAGUUAUACCAAACCACCCGCGCCGGUCUACAAUCAGUCACCGGUCAACUAUGGACCUCAACCGUAUGCUCCAACGAAAUACGCUAACCAGACCAAAUAUAACCCUUCAUUUGUUGGCUUGGACACGUAUCCGUACGGUGCCGCCAAGCCGUAUUACAAGUGUGGAAUCCCUAAUGCACCUCGCGGACUGUACAUUGAUCCAGCCAAGAUUGCGGGAAUCUGGUAUGGCUACAGCAUUUGGUUUAUAAACGCCACAAAGGACAUGCCGAUGACAAAAAAUGUUAUCAAUUACUACACAAAUCUUGGAAAGUGUUACUUUCCCACAACCGACAUCCCUUGCGUAGUGAUGACCCAGGAACAAUCUU